Equus caballus (horse) is the source of this 2870-nucleotide messenger RNA. The record is from RefSeq and is a predicted model, not a curated record. Lineage: Eukaryota; Metazoa; Chordata; Mammalia; Perissodactyla; Equidae.
GGGCAGGGCGGCCGGAGGGGUCGGGCGAGUCCGCCGCAGGCCGGCGCCCCUCGCCCAGGCCUGUGCCCGGCGUGACCUCGCCCGCGCGGACAGCUUGGACGCGCGUGGAGACAGAGAUGAGUGACGUCGGGGAGGGAGCCGGGUGACGGACCAAGUCCCAGGAUUCCUGUGUGUGGAUUGAAUCCACUAUUUGUGUUAGAAGUCUGACUUUACAGGGCAUAUCUGAAAAGCUCCCAGAACCGGGUCCCUGGAGCCUGCGUUUCGGGUUUUGCGGUGCAGGGCGGGACUCUCCAUGUGGAGGUCAGUCCCCUCGGUGACUGGUUCGUGCAGCGAUGCUCCAGGGCCUCCUGGACCCUCCGCCGGGUGUGGCCUGCUGUCUCAGCAGCUGGCGGAGACCGCAAUGCUGGCUUUCUCUGCCCGGGCCGGUACAGACUCACGCCACCAUGAGACUUUCAGUUCCCUUUCUUGGCGGAGGCCAGCACAGGGAAAUGAGGGCGUCCUGGUAGGUUCUGGUAGGGUGCCGGAAGCUUGAAGGCUGCUGGGGACUAACGGUCUCUGGGAGACUGAGGUUUCCAGGUAAGACAGGCGGUGAGCGAGCGCUUGUUGCCGCUCUGCGAGUCUGAGCAGGGCGGUGGCGCCGGUGCAGUCAGGCUGAGCAGGGAAGGGCCUUCCUCACAGAGGAACGGUCCCUGGGGGAUUGAGUGACUGGCCCCACCACAGAGACUGCGGUCAGCACAGCCUGUGUGGGCCUCGCUGGUUGGCCAGCCCCGGCUUCCCGUCCUGAUGAGGAGCUGGGUGCUUGUCUGUGGGCACCGGCUCUAGGGCUCCAGCUGUUUCUGUUUGCCCUUCCCCAGCCCCCCUGGGUCUCCUGUUGAGAGUGGUGCUGGAACGUUCCAGGGAUGUACAUGCAGGUGGAGACGCGCACCAGCUCCUGCCUCCAUCUGAAGAGGGCUCCGGGCAUCAGGUCCUGGUCCCUGCUGGUUGGCAUCUUGUCCAUUGGCCUGGCUGCUGCCUACUACAGUGGAGACAGUCUGGGCUGGAAGCUCUUCUAUGUCACAGGCUGCCUGUUCGUGGCUGUGCAGAACCUAGAGGACUGGGAGGAAGCUAUCUUCAACAAGAGCACUGGGAAGGUCGUGCUGAAGACGUUCAGCUUGUACAAGAAGUUGCUGACUCUUUCCAGAGCAGGCCAUGACCAAGUGGUGGUCCUGCUGAAUGACAUCCGGGACGUGAAUGUGGAGGAGGAAAAGGUCCGGUACUUCGGGAAGGGCUACGUGGUGGUGCUGCGGUUUGCAACAGGCUUCUCCCACCCUCUCACCCAGAGCGCUGUCAUGGGCCACCGCAGCCCUUCCUCCUGGUGCUGGCCCGGCCCAGUGACGUGGAAGCCAUUGCCAAGCUCAUCACCGCCUUCCUGGAGCUGCACCGUCUUGAGAGUCCCAUGGAGCUGUCUCAGAGCAGCGACAGUGAGGCCGAUGGCCCCAAGAGCCAGAGCUGACACCCAUGGAGCUCCCGGCCUUGAUUCUGACGGCACCUCAGCAGGCCUGAUGGGCUGCCGGCGAGUCUUCUCCUCAGUGCCUGCCUGUGUCCCUGGAAGCCCCAGGGUGGGACCCUCAGCCGUUCCUGCUGCUUGCUUCUGCCCUCUGAGCAAAACCACAGGCUGGACCUUCUCUGCAGGCUCCAAGGUGUCCAGGAAGCCAUGGGCCUUGGAUCUGCCUCUUGGAAUCAGAUGGCCCUGGCCUGGGCAGUGUGGCUUGUGAUGGUGAUGGGUGGUGUGGCCCAGUCUAGACAGACCCACCCCACAGCUCACCAGCCAUGUGGGGCUUGAGCCUCUGAAAUGACAAGGACGCCCCAGUCGUCCAGGGUGGGCAUUCCUUCACUGAGACUGAGCACUCAGUGGGGAGGGAGGUUUGCAAGCACCGGAUCCCACAGGAACUCAGCUCGCAGGUUACAGCAAGGCUAGAGCAGGUGCCUGUGGGGCCAGCGGCUGGGUUAGGCUCUGAUGUGGGCGUGUUGUCCCCAAGAAUCCCAGCAUCUCCUUCCCCACGCAGCAUCCCCUCCCUGACGGAUGUCCUCACUGGUCGGAAGUGAGGUACUUGCCCCCAGGCUGCCAGCACACAGGGCAGAUGCCAAGGGGUCCUCCUGGCUGUGUGCGCCGCGGCCACUCCUGAGGCCUCCCCAAUGCACAGACCACUCUACCUAGAUGGCUCGUCUUGGAUCCAUCUUGGAUUACAGCUGGGCCGUCAUGGGGAGCACGCUCUCCACUCUCUGCCCUCAGCCUGGGCAGAGGCUGCUUGGCAAGAGAAGAGCUUAUUUCUUCUUGCCUCAUGCAGUGCUUAAAAACCAGGAUCUCUGCUUUAGAAAUCUGACUCCUAGCUUCUCUGGAACCCGGGGAAGGCCUGGAGGCUGGGCCUGUUUGUGUGCUGCAGGAAUGGGCUGGCUCAUGGCUGCCCUUCAGCAGGGCCCUGACGGCUGCAGCCACCCCCAUGGAAGCUGGGCAUCAGCCAGCUAACCCGCACCUGCCCUGCUGGUUUGGUCCUGAGUGGAGAUGGCUUUCUUUGAAGGCAGGUCCCUCUAAGGUGUAGCCUGUGCUCAGAGAACCUCUGAGUGGGGACCCAGGAGGCUGUGCCCCUGGGAAUGGCCUGGUAUAACCAGAAUGUCACCCAGAUGCAGGCGUUUGAGGCCCCCUGGGUGAGAGUAAGGACAGCAUUUCUAGGGAACUUGAGAAAAAUGAGAUCCUCUCCUUUCUCAGCGGUGGCUACCAACCAGCCCUAGCCCUUAGUUUGGGGAUGUGGUCAUUUAAACAUGUCAAAGUUAGGCUUUUAAAUGGUUACAUCUGAAAUGCUUUUUUUCUAAAAUAAAAAGGCAAAACGCUA